UGAGCAUGUAGGCGUAUGGUAGCUCCUCCUUCAGCGCGGCGGUGCCUGGACCGAGGGGACUGGCUGAGGACAGUCAUUGCUUUGUCUUGUAAGAGCCGAACACGCCGGGUCUCUAUCUCCUGCUGCCAGACCUCCAGGUAUUUGGCAUAGAAAAAGAAUGUGGUAACUCUGGUGGGAUCUCCAGGGAGGAAUAAAGAUGUUGGCUUUGGAGCUGGGGAGGCAGAGGGAUCGAGCUGCUGUCCUUGGGUUAUUCCUCACCGCUGCUCAUAUAGUGGCUGUCCAGAGUGCCUGCAAUGCUCCGCCGCGUCUCCCAUCCGCAGAACUCAAAGAGGAAUACCGUGGCAUUACCUCGUUUCCCUUUAAAUCCAUGGUGGAAUACAUCUGUCGUCCAGGUUACUUAAGAAACCUGAAUGCCCGAAGCACCCUUGUUUGUGGAGUGAACGAUAUGUGGCACGGAUCAAGGGAGUUCUGUACACCAAAGCUGUGCAGCUACCCUGGCGAGCCGGCCAACGGCAGACUCCUCCUGACAGGGAAGUUCACUUUUGGUUCAGCAGUGAACUUCACCUGCAACAUGGGGUACAGACUGAUUGGAAAUUCCCAGAUCCACUGUGUGCUUAAAGACGAGAUUGUUACAUGGGACAGAGAUAUUCCCAUCUGCGAGCCAAUACCAUGUUUACCCCCUCCAGAAAUAGCUAACGGCAAGCACAGCGGAGCUGGCAAAGAGCUUUUUGAAUACGGAGCGUCCGUCACUUACCAGUGCCACAGUGUCAGAAGGGGAGAGAGACCUUUCUCGCUGGUGGGGGAUGCUUCUAUCUUCUGUACAACCACAGAUAACUUAAAUGGUGUCUGGAACAAGCCAGCCCCAGAGUGCAAAGUGAUUAACUGUGAGCAUCCCAGUGUGCAGAACGGGAGGCUUCUGAGCGGGUACCGGCCCGAGUACACCUUCAGAGACACCGUCGUGUUCGACUGUAACUUCCGCUACACCAUUAACGGCAGCGAUGCAUCCAUGUGCAAAGAGAAUGGCCUCUGGGACCCUCCGCUGCCGCGCUGCCAGCUCAGCAGCUGUGAGGACCCUCCAGAUGUGUAUAAUGCUGUUAAAGCAAAACUUGCCGGCAAUCUCUUUCCUGCGGGGUCUGUGGUUACCUACGAGUGCAGGGAGGGCUACAAGUUCAGCCUGGGAGAAAACACGCGGCACGUUAAGUGUCUGCCGGAUUUUACGUGGACUGAAAUUCCACCUGCUUGUGAAAGAAUCCGUUGCCCAAAUCCAGACAUCAGGAAUGGAAGGCCCUUACACGUAUGGGAAGAUAAAGACAAUUAUGUGUAUGGAGACAGACUGGAAAUUAUAUGUAACAGUGGCUAUGCUUUCAAAGGUCAUAGUAAAAGUGUCAUGCUUCAGUGUACGAGUGAUGGUCAGUGGGAUCCAGCAGUACCAGAGUGCAUUCCAGAACCUCGUUGUCCAAAGCCAGAUACUGCUCAUGCGAGAGAGGUUUACAAAAGCAAAAAUGACUACACCACUGGGACCCAGCUGAGGCUGGCGUGUGAUUCGGGCUAUGUCCUUCGGGGCCAGGACCUGACCGAGUGCCAGGCUGAUGAGAGCUGGGCUCCCCCGUUACCGUUCUGUGAUAAAGUCUGUGACCCGCCUCCAAAAGUCACCAACGGGCAGCACUCAGGCUUGAGAAAGGAGCAGUUUCCCUACGGCACGGAGGUGACGUACAGCUGCGCGGAGGGUCUGUCCCUCAUCGGGGACGCCUCCAUCUACUGCACCUCCGACGAUGGGGUGACCCUGGCGUGGAGCGGACCUGCCCCGGAGUGCAGGGUGGUCCGGUGCCCCAAGCCCGCAGUCGAGAGGGGAAGGAUGACGCCGCAGAGGUUCACGUUUCCCUACGGGGCGGCCGUGCGGUUCUCCUGUGACGAAGGCUUCAUGCUGCACGGUGAUGCUGAGAGCCGGUGCCUGGCCGACGGCGCCUGGCACCCCCCCCUGCCCACCUGCCAGCCAGUUCGAUGUUACCAACCCUCAGGACAGGAUAACCUAGUGAUUUAUACUCGAAAACAAUGGUACGAGGUGAAUGAAACGCUGUCCUUCUACUGCAGAGUUGAUGGCCGCCUUGUAAGGAAUUCAGAAAUCACCUGCUCAGCUAAUGGCACUUGGACGCCAAAGCCCACAUGUAAAAAGCGUGAUACAUGUGAGAAGAUUCUUCGAAAUAGGGAGGCUUUCGAGUGUGGAGUUCCUCUGACAGAACUGAAAACUCUGCUGGAAGUGCAGAAACUGCACCUGGAGAUCCAGAAACUUGAGAAGGAGCUAAAACCCCCAGUAUAUGGCUGACUGUUGUCACUGGUCUCAUACGAACAGUCUUCUUUGCAUGUUGAAUAAUCGUGCUGACUGAGGGUCUCUUUAUGACUUUGCUGUUUGUGCUAAUACUUAAGUAGCCAGAACAAAUCUACCAAUCAGUCAAGGACCAGUUGGUCGUAUUGGGGAGUCAGAAAGUGACUUCUGGCUCAUUCUGUUAGAGCUCGGUGGGGUAGGUUUGGACAUCACUUUAUACAUUUUAAAGCUUUACAUUUAGGUAUGUUUGUUAUACUGAUGAGUGCGCAAUUAGAAAGGAAGUGAGUGAGAAGUAAAUUUUUGUCAGGGCUGAGCAGGCACUGUACAUGAACCUGCUGAGAGCCACCAGCCUGUGUUUGCCCCACAGCUGCUGCACCCCUUCAGCUGCAAGCCAGUAUAGCCCACUGCCCUGCUCAUAUCCAUUGCAUUCAUUACUGUGAACAAGCACUUAACUGCCUAACUAGCUGUGACCUUUAGAGCACGCACAAUGAAGAAAAUGCCAAAGCCUGUCUUCUAGCAAAUGGAAAAUGCCAGGUUUCCAUCCGAGCAGGACAGGUGUGCCUGAGGCUACGGUGGUGCCACCUGUGCAUCUCUGGGUGUGCACCAAGAGUGGUUGUUGGAAAGAAAAGUGCAAAGAAAGGAAUGGCCUUUUUUUUUUUUUUUCCCUUUUCCUGCAACAUCUAGUAAAAGGGGAAGUGCUCUGUUGUCUGAUCACAAGAUGUGUGCUCAGUACUCCUUCACCACCAGAUUAUAAUAAAGCUGCAAUUGUAAAGACA
This is a messenger RNA of Falco peregrinus (peregrine falcon), 3099 nucleotides long. RefSeq names its product C4b-binding protein alpha chain-like. The record is from RefSeq and is a predicted model, not a curated record. The transcript has 14 exons. Bases 197 to 2323 code for a protein of 708 amino acids. Gene Ontology annotation, biological process: negative regulation of complement activation, classical pathway. Lineage: Eukaryota; Metazoa; Chordata; Aves; Falconiformes; Falconidae.